CAAGCUAUGCUCGCCAUCAUGAAGCUGAGCAAAAUGAAGCUACCGGUGCGGAUCCUGACACAACCCAGCCUGCUCGCCACCUGCUUCUCCAGCAUCUUCUCCCUGCCUCCAGCACACACCAUGGAGGAGGUGGAGGCUGCUCUCUACACCAAAACUUUGAAAACCAUGGAUGAGAUGCUGAAGGCCUUGGUGUGCGAGGAUCAGGAGCCCAACCUUCUGGUGCUGCAAAUCAUCUUGAAGGAAGUGGAGGAGUUCAGAGUCCUGGGCCAGCUGGUGGGGUGUCUCACUCUGUGCUGUGUGGAGCAGGAGCAGGAGAUCUGGCAAUCGGCUGUGGAGGGACUUCACCACCUCUUCUCCUUCAUGCAGCUGCUAAAAUCCAAAAUGCUGGUGAAGCACGGCGCAGAGUAUCGGCAGAUCCUCAAGGACAGUCAAACUGAGAGAGCCUUCUGGGUCACCAACAUCAGCAAUAUCACAUCGGCAAUGCUUCUACUAAUGCAGCCCAAUAUACCUGCCUACAUGACACACAUAAGAUGCACUGGGGCUCAUCCAAACCUGAUCCCAGCUCCUUGUCAGGUUUGCUGGGAGCUUCCUCAGAGAUUAAUGCAAUAA
Messenger RNA from Mauremys reevesii (Reeves's turtle), 609 nucleotides. RefSeq lists its product as uncharacterized. Lineage: Eukaryota; Metazoa; Chordata; Testudines; Geoemydidae. Gene Ontology annotation, cellular component: cytoplasm. The record is from RefSeq and is a predicted model, not a curated record. The coding region runs from base 7 to 609 and encodes 200 amino acids. The transcript has 6 exons.